ACCAUUUUUCUUUUUGUAUCCAAAUUGGUGACACACUGCAGGAAUAUCUCAGCCAUGUUCAGCAAACAGCAAAGAAACUCUCAGUUUCUGACUUUAGUCUUAUGUCUGUUGAGCUCAUUUGCCUCAGGUCAGAUCAGGCUGGUUGGAUCUGGAUCGACUCGCUGCUCUGGAAGAGUUGAAGUCCUACACGAUGGAGUCUGGGGAACAGUCUGUCACGACAAGUGGAAUCUAAAUGAUGCAAAAGUGGUCUGUAGACAGUUGUCCUGUGGGACAGCUCUACAUGCCCCACGAUCAGCUCUUUUUGGUCAAGGAUCAGGCAAAAUCUGGCUGGAUGAUGUGGAGUGUUCAGGCAGUGAAAGCUCAUUGACACAGUGUGGUCACAACGGUUAUGGAAAACAUAACUGUAAUCAUGGUGAAGAUGCUGGUGUCAUCUGUUCAGAAAGUCUUGUAAAGCCCAGCAUCUCCAUGGAUCCUGUUGGAAAGGUCUCCUGGGGUCAGGAACUCAGAAUCACCUGUUCCACUGCAGCUGAACUUUUAGGAGAAACCUUUUUUCUCCAGAAGAUCUCAGGUUCCUUCAGACAGACACAAAUUUCUGCCAGCCGCACUGCAACCUUCACCAUCUCUAAAGUGAAUUUUGAUCAUGAUGGAUCGUACCAGUGUCACUACGAGAAAACUGUUUCUGGUCAAACGUUCACUUCACCUCUAAGCGACCUGCUUAGUAUCAAUAUUAGUGUGUACUACUUUAAGCCCAGACUCUCUGUGAGUUCUACUAAUGUUUCCUGGGGUCAGAAAUUUGGAUUCACUUGUUCAAUUCCAACUCAAGUCCUUGGUGGAACUUUCAUCCUGAUGAAUACUCAGAGUUCAUUUAAAGAGACUCAAACCUCAAGGAACAAUUCAGCCAACUUUGCAAUCUCCAAAGCUGACAUCGAAAAUGACGGGUCGUACCAGUGUCAGUAUCAGAAAAAAGGACCACAUCGAAAUUUCACUUCUCCAUUAAGCAACUCUGUCAGAGUUUCUGUAAACGAAUCUUUGCUGCUGCUGAUCUGUACAGUAUUUGGUGGAAUCCUGCUCCUGUUGCUCUUCGUCUUGUUCCUGGCCUAUCUCGUCCACAGGAGAAGAAAACCCAAACAGCCAGUGGUUCUUUUCCAGACUCAAAGGUUCACCAGAGAGGACAGAGGGAUUUGUGAGGCAGAUUAUGAAAAUUUUCUUGGAGAAGCCUUUCCAUCAAAACUAACGUACAAAGCAGAUGAAGACAAAGGACAUGAUUAUGGAGAUGAGACAAAUCUCUAUGAAGAAUUUAGUCCACCCUCUUUCAUAGAGAGUGCGAGUGCAAAGAGUGAAAAACAAACAGAGGAAAAAGAGGAGGAGAACAAAGAAACCAGCGAUGACGAAAACUACUGUAACAUUGUAACUUUGCCUGUCCAGUAAACUGCUCAGAUAUGGUUUAAUCUGGCUCUGAUUUAGGAUUUUCAGCUUUGUUUGGUUUGUUCCCAGAUCCAAGACUUUUGCUUAACCCUUUAACACCAAAGCUUUAGUUCCAGUGUUGACAUUCCAUGACUUACUGUGACUCUUUAACCAUUUAUGUAAACAUAAUGUUUUGAUCUGUGUGAGCAGUUGGGGCGUGGCUGACCUUUUCCCCGAUACCUCUCUACACUGCACACCUGAUCUUCAUUGCGUCACUGUCUUUAAACGCCUGAGCCUGUCACUGCUCCCUGCCGGAUUUAUUAUUAUUCAGUGGCUCUUAGCACCUGUCCUGUUUAUCGGUGUAGCUCCGGAAUUUCAGCAUCCUGUCUGAUUUAGUUUUUGUUCCUGAGGAAUAAAAUUGUCAACCUGCCA
This is a messenger RNA of Oryzias latipes (Japanese medaka), 1836 nucleotides long. Lineage: Eukaryota; Metazoa; Chordata; Actinopteri; Beloniformes; Adrianichthyidae. The record is from RefSeq and is a predicted model, not a curated record.